AUGGCAAUAGAUGUGUACUCGGUUGUAUAUUACAUCACUUUCUUCUUAAAAACUCUGUCAAUCUUCCUCAACUUAGGAGUUUGGAGAUUGCUAAAUCGAGGAAGAAAUGAUGUUGCCGCGAUUUAUAAGUACCUGUUAAAGCUUACCGUUGUUUUGGAUUGCACAUACGCGUUGUCCAGCAUUAUUUUUGGGCCGGUAAGGGACUUUAUUAUACAUGCAGACGAAUUUAGAUGCUGUUGUUUUCCGACUCCUACUUUAUUUUGAUAUUUGAGUCACUCCUUCUGCCUAAGUCGAUCCCGAUGUCACAAGUCUCUACUUUCAUCAUGACGGUUGUUGCGUAUGGGUGGAUUGGGACGUUGCCAGUUCAACCCAUUGUCAGAUAUUACACUUUGAUCUCUCAGCCGUGCUCGAAACGAGAUAUCAAUGUCAUAUUUUCUUAUGGAAUCUUAGUCGUAGUCCUUUACGGAAUCUGCACAAGUUACUUUGUUGGCACUAAAAACGAAAAGUUUGAUUAUUUGUUGGCAAACCAAACUCUGUUUACGCUUCAAGAUCCAAUGUAUGUGCUGUUUGAUUCGGUAGGUGGCUCGUUUACACGCAGCAAUUAUAGCUUGUAGUCAACCGAAAACAUUUAUUAUCCAUUGAUCGGUGGAGUCUUAAUAACUGUGGUUUCAUGCAUCCUGGUGUUCGUUUAUAUUAUGAAGGCUCGACGAAAAAUGAUCAGUAUGAGGGAGCAUCUGACGGAAGACACGCGAAGGAUGCAUAGAAGAAUGAGGAAUAUCGUAAUCUCUCAGGUAAGUAUGCCAUAUAUAACAUUAUAUCCUUCGAAAGACAGGAUUGUGGAAAUUACAGCAUACAAUUUCAGACGAUAUACCCGCUGCUGUGCCUUGAAGUUCCGGCAGUAAUGUUUGGCGUUUAUCCAUUGUUUCAGCUUGAAUCUGCAGCAGAGUUUUGCAGUAUAUACUCAAACAUUUCGCUGCACGUUUUCUCCAUUCUGAAUCCUUUAUCAAUAAUUUUCUUUAUCCCAUCGCAUCGCAGGGCUGUAAUGGAUACAAUAAGAUGUAAAACCAAGAAACGAAACUCAGUGUCCAUGCCUCAACCAAACUCCUAAGUAGCUCGGUAUAUUCUUAGAUAUUUGAUGUCCUUAUUCUUUGCUUAACUUAUGGGCCGAAUAAUUAUUUUGUUUUGUUUGUUUUGUAAAAUAGUCAAGCCGUUGCUUUGGGGUAUCAUUUACUGCAACAGGAGAAGUGCGAUAAGACGGCUGAAAUUAACCCGGUAAGCUGUGGCUGUCAUCAGAUAAUAGUGUUUGAUUGCCAACAACAAUCAGAGCAAAUAAUUUGUGCCUUAAAGCGUUGAACUGAGAGCCCAAUUUCAUUAGUAAAGUUACAUGCGUUUUUCCGGUUAUUUGCAACUUUCUGCGGGCAGGGUUAAUCAAAUUUAACGGCAGGGAAUGCAACAUUUUCCAUUAAGUGACACUAAGUUCUCAACACCGACUUAAACAGCCAAAAUGAUUCCUUAUUUCUGUCCUUGGCCGCGGUUAUUAGAUGACAUUAGCCCUUUGUAACUAACAGAAUCAUUGCGGUAUGGCAGAAGGUAGUCGUUUUCGAAACUUUGCCAGUAUAACCAACAAUUAUAUAUCAAACCUUACGGGCAGAAUUUUUGUAAAACAAAUGUGGUCAUGGAUGUUUACGCCAUCGUCUACUACCUCGAUUGUUUUCUCUCAAUCUUGUCUAUUUUAUUAAAUCUAUUUGUGUUGGAAUUAAUAAACCGAGGAAAGAAUGAUGUCGCCACAAUUUACAGACAUCUCUUAAAACUCACAGUCUACUUCGAUUGCAUAUACGCCAUUUCCAGCUUAUUUAUAGGGCCGGUAAAUAAAUCAAAGUAAUUUUAGUGGGCUUUUAGAUGAUUUUGUUUACCGAUUCCUACUUUAUUUUGAUAUUUGAUGCCUGGUUUCUGCCCAAAACAAUAUUAACGUCUCGCAUAUCCGUCUACAUCAUGAUUGUUGUGACAUACGGCUGGAUUGGCAUACUGCCCGUUCAGCCGAUCGUCAGGUAUUACACAGUGAUCUCACAGCCAUGCUCGAAACGGGAUAUUAAUCAAUUGUUCGGGUACGGAAUCUCAGUGGUCGUUUUGUAUGGGAUUCUGGUAUCUGGGUUUAUUGGCAUGAAGAACGAUAUAUUUGAUGAAGUUUUACGAAAUCAGACCCUAUAUAUUCUCAAAGAUCCAGUAACCUAUGUGGUGUUGGACUCGGUAAGUGUUACAUUUAGACAUCACCAUUUUAUACCAGACAACCGCAAAUAUUUUUUGGCCGACGAUAGGUGGCGUUUUAAUAACAUUAUUUUCCUGUUCCAUGGUAUUUGUUUACAUCAUGAAAGCCCGGAAAAAAAUGAUAAAUAUGAGCGAGCACAUGACCGAGGAGACCAGAAAAAUUCAGAAGCGGAUGAAAAAUAUCGUAAUUUCUCAGGUAAACCAUUAUCUUCAACGCAUAACGUUUCAACUGCUUUAGACCGCAUAUCCCCUGCUGUGUCUUGAAGUUCCAGCCGUAUUAUUCUGCAUCUACCCAUGGCUUGAGGUUGAAUACGCUUCGGAGAUCUCCAGUAUAUACUCAAACAUUUUAUUACAUAUUUUCUCCAUCCUCAAUCCUCUAUCGAUUAUCUUCUUUAUUCCGUCCAAUCGAAGACUUGUCAUGGAUACAAUUAGAUGUAGAGCAACGAAACGAAACUCGGUCACCAUAUCUCAUCUAAAUUCCUAAUAUUCUAUAAUUAAUAAUGCAUAGCGAGCGGCCCAGAGAAAGGUUUUGCCAGAUCGUUAAUUGUUUUCGCCAUUGUCUGCCUAUCAUAAAUGUAAAAUACAUGGGCUUAAUUACAGCGUUGUCUUCCGAAUAAAAAAUAAAAACUUUAUCAAGAGUACUAUAGACUCUCAACUAGAAAACUCGAAUGUGAUUAGCAGGUGCUAGUCGGCACUACCUGUAUCCUUUGGUCUUUGUGUUUUCUUGUGCCCAUUUCAUUAACGUAAAGUGCUGCGUAUGCCUAUUUUGGAUCACAUGAUCAUUAAAAACGUUAUGGUUCGAGUUUCUUCAUGUUUCGAAAGCAGUGUUGACCACCUUAUUACUAUGGUAUCAAACCAAAUUACCGGUUAGUCUUAGCGUCCCAUUAUGUUCUCUGACAGCCAUAUGGUGUUAUGCAUUUCUACACGGUUUGCUACUUUGCCUUAUUCCCGAUCAAAGUUAUAUCGGUCAUCAUGAACAUUGGAGUCUUUUAUUUAUUGCAACGGGAGAAACGCGAAGUGGCUGAGAGCUACCGACAUUAUUUGAAAAUGACAGUGAUUUUGGACCUUGUCUAUAUUGCAGAGACCGCUGUUAUUUGCCCGGUAAUUUGUAUCAUUGUGCGGUUUUUAAGCAUAAGAUAGCGGUAGAUGAUUGUAAAAGAUCUUGCUAGGAUGCGUACAGGCAUUAGGAGAAGUUUGUGAGACUCAACUAUUUUUUGCCUCCUUUUCGGCCAUAGUAUCCAAUGGUAUUUUGUUCGCUGAAAGCAGAGCAUAAGCUAUAUAAUACCUAUAUAACCUGACGUAUUUCGAAUCUAAUCAAGAAUCCUUUGAACACUCUUUGAUAGUUUUAAAACUAUAAUUUCAGGCCAUCCUCUUCGUGGAUUCUUAUUUCUUCUUAAUUUUCGACACAUGGUGUCUACCGAAGUCGAUUCUUAUGUCACGGGUAUUGUUCGUCAUCACAGCAAGUCUAACCUACUCCUGGGUUGGCAUAAUGCCCAUUCAGCCCAUUAUUCGCUAUCGAAAUGUUAUUUCCGAACCGUGCUCCAAACGUGACAUCCAUCGGAUGUUUUUUGUGGGGAUCUUGGCGGUCAUGCUCCACACCUUAGUUUCAGCCAGCUUUCACGGUACAAAAGCCGAAGAAUUUGAUGAAAUCUUGAACAACCAGACUUUAUUUACGUUCUACAAUGAUCCUAUAUAUAUUGAAUUUUCAUCCGUAAGAGUUUCUAAGCCUUGUUGUUAGUCAAAAUUUAGGAUAUUGGAAAUAUAUUUUGGCCAAUGGGAGCUAAUAUUGCGUUGACAGUUACGUCUUUCACUUUAGUGGUAGUGUACACAUUAAAAACCAGGUCGAGAUUAAUGAAUUUGAAAGAGCACAUGACUCCAGAAACCAGGGCCAUGCAUCGGCGGAUGAGGAAUAUGAUCAUUCUACAGGUAACGCAAAUUAUUAGCUAACUCUUUAUAUUGUAGACAACCUAUCCGUUGUUUUGCAUAAUUGUCCCUGCGGCUAUGAUUGGGACAUACCCCGUGCUAAAACUCACCUUAACAUCAGCAAUUUCCAGCGUCUACGCAACAUUUUCUUUACAAAUAUUUUCCAUUUUCAAUCCCUUAUCGAUUAUUGUGUGUAUCCCGUCUAAUCGCAAGGCAGUUCUCCGCUUCUUGGGAUGUCUUCCUCGUCAUUCUGUGUCUGAUUGCCGCAACCCCAAGAGUGUUGAAGAACCGAAUUAA
Messenger RNA from Bursaphelenchus xylophilus (pine wood nematode), 4485 nucleotides. Lineage: Eukaryota; Metazoa; Nematoda; Chromadorea; Rhabditida; Aphelenchoididae. The record is from the annotation of a GenBank genome assembly.